Ornithodoros turicata is the source of this 4332-nucleotide messenger RNA. RefSeq names its product solute carrier family 25 member 35-like. NCBI's taxonomy places the organism in Eukaryota, Metazoa, Arthropoda, Arachnida, Ixodida, Argasidae. Bases 392 to 1336 code for a protein of 314 amino acids. The transcript is spliced from 5 exons. The record is from RefSeq and is a predicted model, not a curated record.
CAGCAGCAUUCCUCCAAUUUUGAUUUCUCGCUGCUGCUAACUUUAGCGCUAACAAUGCGCAUGUAACAAAAGGGGUUUAAAUUCCCCAAAUGUGAUAUUGUGUUGUGACCUAUCAGGGACUCCGCAUGCAACCUGCAACGCAGACGAGGUAUCUAUCUCAGCAUGUUUCAAUCGUGGUUUCAAUAACGCAUCAGCCGUGAGCGUCUGCAUGUUCUUGCGACGAUUCCAGAAGACAUGCAUAUCGACCUACGCAGCUCAACCGAUCUCCACUGCUACAAUGUGCAGCGUUAACUACGCCGUCGAUCUGCUUUGUGAAGAAAGUAUGAUUUCCUGCAAGAUUGCGAAGGUGACUCUACAGAAAGACUGAUACAGCACCAAUGCUAUCGUCAUCAUGGCCGAGAUCCUUGUGGCCGCUGUUGCGUCCUGUUCACCCAGCCUCAUUACGCAUCCCAUUGAGGUGGCCAAGCUUCGCAUCCAGCUGCAGGGCGAGCUCCAGCGGAAGAUUCCCAAGCGGAUCUACCGCAACGUCCCACAGGCCAUCUACACUAUCGCGCGUCAUGAUGGCCUCCUCGCCAUCUACCGUGGCCUCAUUCCAGGAAUAGGCUACCAGCUGGUCGCCAACGGACUUCGUCUGGGUAUCUUCCAGAUCAUCGAAGACUUUGGCUUCACACUUGACGGAAACCUAGAGCCCAGCAUCAAGCUCAGUGCCUAUUCUGGAGCUGUGUCCGGCGCUAUUGGUGCCUUUGCUGGGUCACCACUGUUCUUGCUCAAGACUCAUAUGCAGGUGCAAUCUGCAACAGAAAAGAUAGCAGUUGGGUACCAACACGGCUACACGUCUGCGAGGGCGGCAUUCCUCGAGAUCUAUCGUAGGCAGGGAAUCAAGCACGGUCUGUGGCGUGCCACCACGUCUAACAUGCUACGGAUCUCCACAGCAUCUGCCAUCCAGUUGGCCACCUUCACCGGCAUGAAAUCCCUGCUCAACACAGCCUGCGAGUGGAAGGAACGGUACUUCUUCAUCAACACGGUCCUGGCUGCCUUUUUCUCCGGUCUGCUCUCCGCGCCCGUGAUCGCCGCCGUGGACGUGCUCAGGUGCCGCAUGUACGCCCAGCCCUCCAAACCUAGUGGUGAGGGCCUGUACUACAAGAGCCUCUGGGACUGCAUACGCAAGAUCAAGAAGACAGAGGGCGUGCGCGGCUUUGGAAAGGGCGCUGGGGGCGCCUUCCUGUACACCCUCAUGACGUCCUCCAUUACGCUUGUGUCCUGGGAUGAGCUCAAAAGCAAGCGCAAGGAGAGACGUCACUCCAGAGACUACUACAUUGACUUUGGGUAUCAGUAGAGGUACUAGCUCUUUACAGGAGCUUGUGCAGGGAAGCCAUGUGCCAUGGGAACUGCGGUAGUGCGCAUGAUAGUGAAUGAGCCAACUGUUUUGUCUGGUGGUUUCCGUACGAAGAGAAGUGUAAGGACGUCUUCUUCAACGUGUAUUUUGAAGAUCAAACAAUUGUUUCUGGAGAAGGAUUACAAGAUCCAAACUUCUUGGUUAGCCCACGUAGCCUGGCGAUCACACCGUGUGGUGCGGCAAGUAGUGGCGUACGAAAGGCCUUCACGCAAGACAAGACGGGGCGAGGACAGUCGUUUUUGGAUGCCGUUUUUUUUUAAUAGCUGGACGUGGUCACGUCGUUUUACACGCGUUGUUUUUGAAGAAGCACGAAGAAAGGACAAUGGUUACGAAGCACGAAAGAUUAACCAACGAACUGUACCGCUAUACUGUGUAUCUAGCCUGUGCUGGCGACGAAGUUGAAUUCUGACACCCAAGUGAUACGAAACGGAACUUCUGUCAUCUCUCCCUACACUGCAAUACGAACCCCAGCACGAAGUGCCCGUUCAAAUGUGCAGUCGCCAGAAGCCCUACAGCUUCUGUAACAACUAGAGAGGGCUGCUCACUCCUAGUUCUGCCAUGAAACCCAUCGAGACGACCUCUUUUCCUUCCUUUCGAUUUGUUUCAUUGCUUGUUUGUUUGUUUGCUCUCAUCUAUUCUGUCCAUGGUUAUCUUUCAUACUGCACCAGUUGAAAAGCUCAAAGGGGAAAAAAAAAAAAAAAAACAGUCUGUUCAAAAUAUUAGCGGCUUGCCCAAUAUGAGGCUUACGUCUCAAUUUACCACCGCCAGGUUGCCGGACUUUCCACUUUCUCACAUAGAAGAAAAGGCAAAGCAGCUUCUUUUUUUUUUUUUUUUUUCAGAUGACCCUCAACUUUUCCAAGACUGCUAAAAAAUCAUUUCGAAUGAAAUAUUGUUUUUAUAGAGGAGUACAUGCAGCAACAUGUUGAAAAAGCCACACAGGCCGCAUUUAUGUCAUUGAAUUGUUUACACCCACAACAAACUUUUCUUCGCUUUGUUAGCAAUUACUGUCUUUCUCUCUCACCAAAAUCCAAACUGCUGGUGUAACUGUGAAGACAGUAACAUUCGUCUUCAGGUCCGAGAAAAUCUUACUCCUUUCACGAUGAAUUUACUCUACAGGUUUUCCCGGUGAUUUUAAUCCAAGUGCCAGCUAAGUUAAUCCAUGCCCCAUAAAGUUUGCAUGGCACGUGGAUUAAUUUAGCUGGCACUUGGAUUAAAAUCGCCGGGAAAACCUGUAGAAAGAGCAAGGAGUUCCAUGAGAAUGAAACGAGCAAGAGACUCGUAGACGCACAGCAUGCGUUAAGAAGCCAGCCACUUUUUUGCCGUUAAGGUAGUAACUUACUUUCUGUUUCCUUUCUGAGGCAACUUAUAUGGGGAAGUAUUAUUUCCAAGCUGUCGAUAUGUAAUUCGCAAUAUAUAUGCAAUUCCGAGAGCAAAUACACUAUUGGCAUUCGCCUUUGCACACGUGUCGGAGCUACCGACCCGCUGUAUCCUCAGGUAUCUCUUUCCACCAAUAUAUUUCCAUUCCUGUUUUCCUGCCGCAUGCACCGGGCUUCCAAAACAUGGAGUACUACAUUUGUAAGGAGGAGAGAAUGGAUGGAAAGGCAUAGUAUACGUUGUUGUAGUUUUACCUUUAGUAAUUAUGCCUUUAGAGUUACCUUCUAAAUGUGUCGUAAUUUGUUAAAGGGGCGGUCGCAUCCAUUCCAGCCGAUUUCGGAACUAUGGUGUCAUUUUUUCUUUCCUAGUGGACCGCUGACCACGGUAUCGAAAAUCCUACGGGAAAUAGUGACAUAGUUUGACUGCUAUUCGGUGGAAUACACGAAAAGAGCAGACGCCGGAUGUUGAGAGUGUGCAGGAAUUCCCUCUCUGGAAAAAGGCGGAAACGUCAUUCCCUACACCACCAAUCGGACCACGGCCUUGAGAAAGGGGAUGCUGCGGCGGUGCGUGCGGCUUUCCCCUCUGACAGAGUCCCUCUCGCUCCUCGUGUUAGGGUGUGACGUAAAGACGUGAUCUCGUUGUCGCCUUUAAAAUUUGUUUAUUUAAUAUCUAAGCACUUUUCGGACAAAAAAAAAAUUGCCAAGUAUAUGGUCGGCCGAUGCCGAACAUGGGUUUCAUAGAUGGGUUUGUGGAUGCCGACUGUCCCUUUAAACAAAUCUGGAAGCUUAAAAAUCUACAGCUGCCCUCGGUGGCUUAGUCAGUAUAGCGCGUCCGGCUGCUGAUCCCAAGAUCGCGGGUUCAAACCCGGCCGAGGACGGUGGCAACUUGGUGGAAGGGUACAAGUUGCACAGACACGCAGUCUUCCGCGAGGGACGUUAAAUGUGGUGUGCCGUGUGUGUCCAGAUUUCGGCGUAGGUUGAAGAACCCUCGGGUGGACAAAAUUAAUCCGCAGACCCGACCACUGUGGCCACUUUGUCUCACGACGUAAACCCCCGAGUUAUUAUUGUUAUUAUUAAAAAUCUAGACACGACACUUGAGCACCCUAUUGACGAAAGCGUUAACGUCUGCUCUACCAGCACUAUUUUUUUUUAAGGAGCAGAGGAAAUGUGGUACUUUAUCGUUGGAAAUGCUUUAUUUUGCAGUUUGCACUGUUGUGCAGUGACUCCCGAACCAUUACUUCCCAGAGGCCUUUCUGCUUGCAACAAAGUACUCCUUUAGAGUGUUCUACUCUUGCCUGUGAUACUUUCAGACGCAGAUCUGUACAGAAGUAUUGCUAUUACACUCGUGGAAUGUUCCUCCAGGGCCAUGUUGCCAAACUUUGCUCAUGCUUGAGUCUCGCACUUCAAUGUUUGAUAAAUUAAACUCGCAUUUCUAAAGAAGAGUCAGAAUGUUUUUUGGUAACACAGAGCUUCUUGUUGAUUGCCAAAAAUAAAAACUGUAUCGCACCUACCUGACAGGAAAUAAAAGACAAAAACGUUUUGAAAUCCGCGUGGUUGCAACGC